AUGUGGCCACUGUUGGGCCGCCAUGUGCGAAUUGCUCGCUCGACGGGGUCCAAUGCUACGUUGUUCCCCGCAAGACGCGAGGUUUCCAGCGGAGACAACUCUCAUGUGGCCGUCUCCAGGCCCUCUCAGUCACAACUACCUGUUUUUGAAGGUGUUGUUCCACGACACCACGCCGAAAUUGAGGCUUCUAAUCCCACGCGAGCAAGCACGAGAGCUGCUCUCGUGCGCUCGCACGGCGGCUCUCCUGCGCCUGUCAAUCGCGCAGCUUUGUCAUAUACAGGAGACGAUGAUGAGACCGCAGGAUCCCUAGGGGAAUUGCUGAAACCGACCGACUUAUCUCAGCCUGUCGCCUUCGAGCCACCGUACUUGGUCCCGGGAUACACGGUCAAGGAAACACCGCCUGAAGAGCUCGAGUUCCUACGCGUCAAAGGGGUCUUUUCCAUCCCACCCAAAGAUGUCUGCGAUACAGCGGUGCUCGCCUACUUUCGCAAUGCUCACCCGCUCCUGCCCGUCCUCGAUGCCAAGUCGUUCUUGGAUUCAUACUCGAGGCGUGGGUGCCAAGGCGUCAGCCUCAUUCUCUUAUGGAGUAUUCUACAUGUCGCCGCCAGUUUUUUGCCUCUGGACAUUGUCAAAAGGUCUGGGUUUCAGACGAAAAAGGCGAUGAAGAUUGCAAUGUACCAGCAUGUCAAGCUACUGUAUGACAACAAUCAAGAAAGUGACCGGCUGGUCUUGGUACAGGCUGUGUUGAUUCUCGGUUACUGGCAUCCCGACAGCCAGGAUCGCUUUGAAGCUUGGCAUUGGACUGGCAUCGCGAUAUCCAUGUCUCAGUGCAUGGGCCUCCAUCGUUCUUCUUUUGGUGACAGGCGCCGGGGGCUGCUGCCGGCCGAUAAGAUGCGUACCGUCCGGCGAAUCUGGUGGUGUUGCCUUGUCCGGGAUCGAUGGCUCGCUUUCAUCAAAGGUCGUCCGAUGAGGAUCAGUCUGGAAGACUGCGAUGUGCCCCUCCCGGAGCCUUCGGACGUGGCUGACGACCUCGACGGCAUUCCCCAAGACAUCCAAAACAAGUGUCUCUUAUACUCAUCGACUGUGGUCGGCGAGCUGUGGUGCAAAUUUGUCAGACUCAGCAUCCUGCUCGGCCGAAUAUUGCGAUUACAUUCGAAGAAUAUCUGGCGAACCGACGAAGCACAAGUCAAAAAUCACGAAUCGGAACUGCAAGAGUACACAACAUUGGCGAAUUUUGGUCAGCGACCACCGAACCAAUACGAACAAUUCUUCGCCUGUCAAGUUCGCAUUCAUUAUGAAGCCAUCAUGAUCAUGCUUUUCCGACCUUAUGUCCUUUCUCAUCCCCAGAAUCCAGUGGAUGCAGCGCAGUCAUCAUGUCUGGCUGAAGCCACUCAAAAAACAAGGGCGGCUGCGAAUAAUAUGAACAACACUCUCGAAGAGAUUAUGAAUUUGGAUCUCGUCGAGUUCAUAAGUCCUGCAAUUAUAUCCCCUCUGAUCCUGGCGAUGCAAAUCCACCUGCUGGACUGCAAGUCGCAGACUCGUUCAAUCUCCCGUCUGGGUCAUCACAGGCUACAGCUGUGCAUGAUGUUCCAAGCGGAACUAAAAGAUACCUACUGGGGUGCGGAUGGAGCGUUUCGAUUGUUCCAGCAAGCCCAAGAGAAGCUGUCAAGGAUUGCGGCCGAGCGAGAAGCUCGUGAACGCACGGCUCUGGCCGAUUUUUCGAACAACAUGGAAUUGUUGCAUCCUGACCCUGCGACCUUGAACCGGACCGCUUCCAACGACUUUAGCCCGAGUGAGAGAGUGCUGCCUUCGGUGGACGAUAUCCUGACUUUCGACUUCACCUUUGCCGACCCACAAGACUUUUCCAUCUAUGGCAUUGACUACCCUGACAACGGCUCUGAUCUUCACUUAAACUCUUUCCUAGACUUGGACAAGUUCAACGAGUUCGUGGAGACCAGCCAGGCUGGUUUCCCGACCUAA
Exophiala viscosa is the source of this 1980-nucleotide messenger RNA. RefSeq names its product fungal-specific transcription factor domain-containing protein. The record is from RefSeq and is a predicted model, not a curated record. Gene Ontology annotation, biological process: DNA-templated transcription. Gene Ontology annotation, molecular function: DNA binding; zinc ion binding. The transcript has 8 exons. The coding region runs from base 1 to 1980 and encodes 659 amino acids. NCBI's taxonomy places the organism in Eukaryota, Fungi, Ascomycota, Eurotiomycetes, Chaetothyriales, Herpotrichiellaceae.